This is a messenger RNA of Cryptomeria japonica (Japanese cedar), 1651 nucleotides long. Its product is annotated as histone deacetylase 19. The coding region runs from base 60 to 1379 and encodes 439 amino acids. The transcript is spliced from 5 exons. The record is from RefSeq and is a predicted model, not a curated record. Gene Ontology annotation, molecular function: histone deacetylase activity. NCBI's taxonomy places the organism in Eukaryota, Viridiplantae, Streptophyta, Pinopsida, Cupressales, Cupressaceae.
UAUGUUAUUAUAUGAUAGAAAUGAUAGAAUUUUAAUAUUUGAUAGAGAUGAUCUGAAUCAUGGUCAUUCAGUUUUCACUCAUUAUGGAUAUUUGCAUGGACUGUUAUGGCAGCUCUGCAGAGCAGGAGUUAUUGCAGGAUCAGAUGGGAAUUCCAUUUGAGAGUGGAGGGAAUUCCCUUAGUUCUGGAUCAGACGGGACUAAGAGGAAAGUAUCAUUAUUUUUUGACCCAGAAGUGGGAUAUUUUGACUAUGGAAAUGGGAAUGCUAUGAGGCCUUACCGCAUAAGAAUGACACAAAAUCUUGUUGGUGCAUAUGGUUUGCACAAGGAAAUGGAAAUUGUUAAGCCCUAUCCUGCAAGAUAUAGAGAUCUAAUUAGUUUCCACAGAGAGGACUAUGUAGCAUUUUUGAAAGGAAUAACUCCAGACACAAUGCAGGACGAAGCCGAAGCAUUGGAACGAUUUAAUAUUGGAGGUUACUCUCCAGUUUUUGAUGGGUUGUAUCAUUACUGCCGAACAUAUGCUGGUGCCUCUAUUGGGUGUGCUGUCAAACUUAAUUACAAACAUUGUGACAUUGCAAUUAAUUGGGGCGGAGGUCAUAGUCAUCCCAGAAAAUGUGAGGCAUCUGGAUUUGGCUAUAUAAAUGACAUUGUUCUGUCCAUUCUGGAGCUACUGAAAUAUCACAAGCGUGUUUUGUAUAUUGAUAUUGACGUUCACCAUGGUGAUGGAGUCGAGGAGGCCUUUUACACAACUGAUAGGGUCAUGACUGUCUCUUUUCACAAAUUUGGACACAACUAUUUCCCUGGUUCAGGUGAAAUCGAAAGCAUUGGAUAUGAAAAAGGAAAAUAUUAUUCCGUAAAUGUCCCCUUGCGUGAUGGAAUUGAUGAUGAAAGUUUUCAGUCUUUAUUUAAACCCAUCAUUCAGCAAGUGAUGACUGUCUAUGAUCCUGAGGCAGUUGUACUUCAGUGUGGAGCUGAUUCCUUGGCUGGAGACAAACUAGGCCGUUUUAAUCUUUCUGUAAAAGGGCAUGCAGAGUGUGUACGCUACAUGAGGUCAUUCAAUGUACCACUUAUGCUCUUGGGUGGUGGAGGAUUCACAAUUCAUAAUGUUGCUAAAUGUUGGUGUUAUGAGACAGCAGUUGCAGUUGGUAAAGAGAUUGAUGAGAAAAUACCUGAGGAUUUUGAGGAUUAUAAAGAUUAUGCACCAGAUUAUAGUAUUAAUGUGGCUCCAUGCGUUAUGGUAAACAAAAACUCAAAGCGGUUUUUGGAUAAAAUUAGGUCCAAAGUUCUUGAGAAUAUUAAUAAAAUGCCAUGUGCACCGAGUGUCCAAUUUCAAGAGCGCCCUCCAGAUACUCAUUUCCCUGAGCCGGAAGAAGAUGAUUAAGAUGCAAGCAGUAGAAGCUGUAAAUGGGAGGGAGCAAGUUCAGAGAAUGGUUGCUGAUCUUAUCUCAUUUCUAUGUUCACAAAUUCUACUAAAAUGGUUACUGUUGCUAUCUUAUAUAGGCACCAAAAUAUGUGCAUAAAAUGUUCUAUCUUCCAUUUAGAGUAAGAACUUAUUUCAAUGCUACUAUCAAAACGGCUGUUUUUGCAUCCAAUAUGUUAACACCCAAGGCUACUUUUUAACUCCUGAUAAAUGAUGGGAAUAGUAAUGCUAUA